Molecule: messenger RNA, 1266 nt
Organism: Ogataea parapolymorpha DL-1
Lineage: Eukaryota; Fungi; Ascomycota; Pichiomycetes; Pichiales; Pichiaceae
Exons: 1
Coding region: 1-1266 (421 amino acids)
Biological process (GO): peptidyl-lysine trimethylation; peptidyl-lysine monomethylation
Molecular function (GO): protein binding; protein-lysine N-methyltransferase activity
Source: RefSeq, a predicted model, not a curated record
AUGGAUCCAUUAAAGAAACUGGUCCACUGGCUUGAGGGCGACUCACAGCGUCCUGCAGCCGUCGUGUCCUCAAAAAUCCAUAUAAAUAAAGACGAUGUGACCGGUCGGUCGCUCGUAGCGAACAGCAAGAUAGUCAAAAACGAGCCACUGAUAACUAUACCGCACUCUUAUUUAUUGAACUAUGUUACAGUACUCAAGCAUCUUGAGAAAAGCACAAACUGGGUUUUUCCCAUCAACUGUAAGAACUACAUCUAUAUUCCUGAUGGGCAGAUUGAUCCAAUUUAUGCCAAUUUCGAAUUAUCGAAACUGCUGCAGUUAUCGUCCUUUCAGCUUGUUUCACUCUACCUCGUUCUGGAAAAACAAAAACCAGAAUCUUAUUGGAAACCCUUCAUCGACGUGCUCCCAUCAAUAUCAGAGCUUGAUGGGAUGCCUAUGAUUUGGGCUCUUCAAAAUGAUCCAAUAUUCGAUUUGCUACCAAAUUCUAUAAAAGAGCACUCUAAAGCCCAACAGGAAAAAUUCCUUAGCGACUACAGAACUGUUCAGGAGUUUCUUUCUGAUGUUGGCUUGGACUGUACAAGUCUUGUUUCCCAGGAUGAUUUUCUAUGGGCUUGGGUUUGCUGCAAUUCAAGAUGCCUAUAUAUGGAACUACCAGAAAUAUUGGACAAACAGCUGGAGGAUAAUUUUACACUGGUUCCUUUCGUUGACUUCAUUAACCACGCACCUGAUGAUCAUUGCUCCAUUAAUAUCUCUUCUACAAAAGGAUUUCAAGUGACGUCUGGGUCCUAUCCAUAUAGCGAUGGAGACCAAAUAUUUUUCAGCUAUGGAGCGCACAGUGACGAGUUUCUUCUCUGCGAAUAUGGAUUUAUGCUACCCGCUCGUUGUAAUCCAUGGAACAGCCUAGACAUAACACCUUACAUUCUGAAAUUGCUCAAAGGUGAACAAUCGGAAUUCCUCAAGAAACACAACUACUACGGUGAGUACACGCUAACGUCAGAUGAAAUGUCGUUCCGAACUGAAAUUGCUCUCGCAACGCUACAGGAAAAAGAUCUCAGCAAAAUACUUCCGAUCAUUAAUGGCAUGAGCGAGGGUGCUCCAUAUAAAAAGAACAGCCACUUACUAGUUCAAAAGAUCCUGAAUAAAAUUCUGGCUGCGUCCAAAGACAAACAAGAAAAGGUGCGCCGAUAUCCCAAAUCCUACAGGUCAUCGUUAAUUGUUCAAGCGCAUCAUAAUAUCAAUAUAAUUUGCGACGCCUAUAUACAGCAUUAA